This is a messenger RNA of Penicillium taxi, 495 nucleotides long. RefSeq names its product thioredoxin-like protein. The transcript is spliced from 3 exons. The record is from RefSeq and is a predicted model, not a curated record. Lineage: Eukaryota; Fungi; Ascomycota; Eurotiomycetes; Eurotiales; Aspergillaceae. The coding region runs from base 1 to 495 and encodes 164 amino acids. Gene Ontology annotation, molecular function: protein-disulfide reductase activity.
AUGCUUAUCAAGCCCUCAACCAUCCGCUUCGCCCGUCUCCCUGUCCUGCGCGCUUCAUCACUAUUGAUCCGCUCAUCACCUCUUAAGCAACUCACCCCUGCUCAAUCUCCCUUCCGCGCAUUCUCCUCAACUCCAAUCCCCAAAUUCACCCAAUCCUUCAAAAUGGCUGGUGGCAACGUUAUUCAGAUCAACACUGCCGCUGAGUGGAAGACCCUCGUUGAGGAGUCCACAGAACCAAUCCUCGUCGACUUCUUCGCCGAGUGGUGCGGUCCCUGCAAGGCCAUCUCCCCCAAGAUCGAGGAGCUGAGCGUCACCCACGAAGGUGCCCUCAAGGUUUACAAGGUCGAUGUUGACCAGCUGCAGGAAGUCGCUGCUGACAACGGUGUCUCCGCUAUGCCUACCUUCUUCUUCUACAAGAACGGUGCGAAGGUCCAGGUUGUUCGUGGUGCCAACCCCCCUGCUAUCUUGGCUGGUGUCAAGACUCUGCUUGAGUAA